CGUGGUCCUUCCCGGCGUUACCCUGAUACCGAUGACUUGCAGUAUGUCUUUCUGACACAUCUCGAGCAGCGCCGCCAGGAACGUCUCGAGGCUGACUUUGCGGCUUUCCAGCACGGAUACCGCCGCUGCCGGCAGGUCGCUUGGAGGUUGGGUAACGGGAGCGUUCAAUGUUGGAUAAUCGAUUUUGGGCCAAGCUCGUUCCUUGAGUUUCAG
Messenger RNA from Geodia barretti, 213 nucleotides. The record is from the annotation of a GenBank genome assembly. NCBI's taxonomy places the organism in Eukaryota, Metazoa, Porifera, Demospongiae, Tetractinellida, Geodiidae.